This is a messenger RNA of Saprolegnia diclina VS20, 2482 nucleotides long. RefSeq lists its product as hypothetical. The record is from RefSeq and is a predicted model, not a curated record. Lineage: Eukaryota; Oomycota; Saprolegniomycetes; Saprolegniales; Saprolegniaceae. Gene Ontology annotation, cellular component: nucleus. The transcript has 2 exons. Gene Ontology annotation, molecular function: RNA polymerase II-specific DNA-binding transcription factor binding. Gene Ontology annotation, biological process: regulation of transcription by RNA polymerase II. The coding region runs from base 12 to 2447 and encodes 811 amino acids.
UGGCAAUCAUCAUGGCCAAGCAGCGGCGCCGGAAGCGAGGCCGGGCACCCGGGCCGAGCUUGAUGCCGACAGAGAGCCCCGUCGAUAACUGCGGACCCUGUACCGCUAGAAGCCCAUCGGUCGAGGGUUCGACGACGAUCGGCGACAACUUUCUGAAGCGCUGUGCCCAAGGCGACCCGUGUCUCUUGCCGCUUGGCGCCGCCGCCGCCUCGCUCGAGGCGCUGCGCGACCGCGAUGGCAACAACGGUCUCCUGCUUGCGGCCUUCCACGGGCACCUUUCUCUUCUCCAAGGUCUGCACGCCAGCGGCUUCAACUUGCACGUGAUCAACGACGGCGGCGACAAUGCGCUGCACCUUGCAGCGUUCCAAGGCCACCACGACGUCGUCGCCUGGCUGGAGCAGCAUGGCGUCGAGAUCUCGGUCGACGACGCUGUCGUGGAAGGCGACCUCGACGGCUGGGGCCGCGCUGCGACCUCCUCCAUGUACUUGGACCUUGUCCGGGCGGGUGACGUCGCGAGCCUCGACGCGCUCGUCACCAAUGUCGGCGCCCACAGCUUUCCGUGGACCGCUCGCGACGAUUGUCACAUGAGCGCUGUCGGUAUUGCAACCGAAGCCAACCAGAUCGCCAUGCUCUCGUACUUGGUCACCACCGGCGGGCUCAACCUCGACGACGCUGUCAACAACCGCCGCGACACGUGCCUCCACAUUGCAGCGAUGCAUGGUCAUCUUCAUCUCCUUCGCUUCGCCAUACCACAGGCAAACAUGGAAGCAGUGAACGCCCAGCGAUGGACGCCCAUGGACACGGCGUGCUUUUUCGGCCAGGCCUCAAUCGUCGACUACUUCUUGGCGCACGCCGGCGUCGUUUUGUCGGUAGCGCACCUCGCCCUCGCGCUCGAAGGCGGCGCCGCGUCGCUGCUUAUGCUGAACGAUCUUCUGCAGAAGGCACCGCAUCUGGUGCAGGCGCGGCAUGGCCAAUCGCAGGAGACGCUGCUGCACAUUGCAGUGUCGCUGCGCCAGCGCGAGGCCUGUCAACUGUUGCUGCAAAAAGGCGCGGACGUCGGCGCUCUCGAUGGCAGUGGCUGGACGCCGUGGCACGUGGUCCUCCAUACGCAGUGGGCGGCGGGCGUCGACCUCUUGCUAUCGCCGAGCCGAUCGACCAUAGCGUCUUGGCUUCCAUUUGCAAUGCAGCACGCGUCGACGCCGAUGCUGCUCGAGAUGUACGACCGCCUUGGAUCACCUCAAGCGCUCUACCAAGCGGCCGUCGACAGUCUGCGCAACGAAGUGGUCUUGGCCAUCGACGCUCGCCAUGAAGCAAAGGCCAAUGCGAUGCUGUCGCAGCUCGUCGAGUGCGCGGUGACGCCUUCGACGCGCUCGACCGCGUCACUACCAAGUGCAGUAUCGACGCCGCUCGUCAGCCAAUCGACGGACCAAUGGGCGACCGAGACGACUGCAGACGACGAUGACAGUACCAUGACACUAGCACCAGACGCCUCGCCGCUGCAGGUGCACGAGAUGCUGGCCAUUGGUCUGGCGCGAGGUCACCACGACGAGUGGGGCGAUGUCCUCGUUCAGAUGCUCUCGCCGCGCGAAGCGGCGGCCGUCCGACGCUUCCACCAGCAACUGCUGCGCCUCCGCGGCCGCUCGACAUCGCUUCUCCGGUAUCUCGGGUGUGUCGACGGCGCAACGAACGACGCCGACACGGCCCUGCUCUUCGAGGCGCCCGAGAGAUCCACGCAACCAGCGAUGGACGGUCGGUCGUUUCUUGGGGUUGUCGACGCGGUCGGCUUCUUGCACGGGCAUGGCCAAGCCCACGGCGCCAUCACACCUGAUUGCAUCAUUCUCGAGGCUGAGGCUUCCUCCAAGCUGUACGUUGCGCCGGUUAGUGCGCUUCCGGCGGCUGUGUGCCCGCCGCCCGAGCUCCACGAGCACGCCGACAUUGAUGUCUUUGCGGCUGACAUCUUUAGCCUUGGCCAGGCACUCGCUGCGCUGGCACCGACACCGCUGAGCACCGAGUGUGUCGACCUCUUCGAUGCCAUGACCGCGCUCGACCCAAGCGCUCGCCCCCGAAUCAACGAGGUCCGGGCCCACCCAUGGUUUUGGUCGAUCGACGCCAAGCUCGCUUAUAUGGAACGGGUCGCAAACCAAGUGCCGUUGAGUGCGUUUCCGCCAGGUGUCUACCGAUGGCAGGCGCGGGUGCCACCGGCGGCGGCCAGUACCCUUGGGAGCCACCGAGUGUACAGCGAAUCGCUGCCCGACCUUGUCCGCUGGGUGCGCAACAUGAAGCAACACAGCCGUGAGCACGCACCCGCUGUCUGGACCGCGCUCAGUCAAGGCCGCGUGUAUGAAUUGGCGACGCACCACGGCCAGAUGCACUGCCUCGGCAACUUUGUCACCCGGGCCUUUCCAGAUCUGGUGUGUCGACUCUGCCGCACGCUGGGCGAGAUCUAGUAAAACUCGUGACCUUAUUUACGCUGUGCCUUGUG